AUGUCGAACAAAACCCCGUCCAGUUCCAAAAAGCGCAUAGUGAUCACCGGCGGCUCAGGCGUAGUAGGGCGGUGUGUGAUCGAGAAGCUGCUCUCGUACGGCCAUGAGAUACUCAAUGUCGACCAAACACCGUUGGACAACCCAAAAGUACACACGCUGAAAGCCGAUCUCACAGAUGGCGCGCAAGCAUUCAAUGCCUUGAGCUGCCACUUCCAAAUCAGCGAGCCUUUUCUCGAGGAAAUGCGCGCGCCGGACGUCGUGAUACAUCUCGCUGGCAUCCCACAACCCAACCGCAUCCCAGAUAACGAGACCUUCCGCGUCAACAUGCUCAGCUCGUACGCGAUAAUAGAAGCCGCGUGCAAACUGGGCAUCAAGAAGAUCAUCCUCGCCUCCAGCAUCACCGUGUACGGCGUGACAUACGCCGAGGGCAAUGUUUCGUUCCCGCACUUCCCCAUCACCGAGGCCACGCCCACGGAGCCCAUGGACGUCUACGCCACGUCCAAGGUGUGCAUGGAGCGCGUGGCUGCCUCGUUCGAGAAGCGCUUCCGCGCAAUGGCCCGGCCCGUCGACAUGUACUGUCUGCGGUUCGGCGCUGUGGUGACGCCGGGCUGCCAUCAGAGGACCAUGACGGCGUAUCUCGACCGCCCGCGCGACUGGAAGGUGCACGCCUGGAGCUAUGUCGAUGCGCGGGAUCUGGGCAAUCUGGUGCAGUGCUGCAUUGAGACGGACGGGCUGGGCUUCGAGGUCUUCAAUGCCGUGAAUGAUGAGAACACGCUGCCCGAUGGUGACGCGCAUACGAUUGACUGGCUGCGGCACUUUUGUCCAGAGUCGGAGAUUCUGGACGAAGAGGCGCUGAGUGGGAAGAAGGCGCCGAUUAGCAACAGGAAGGCUAAGGAGCUGUUGGGGUUCAAAGAAGAAUUUCCCUGGCGCGCCGAGAGGACAAAGUGGGUGGCGCAGGGGAUUAGGGAUGAGCGGUGA
This is a messenger RNA of Ascochyta rabiei, 978 nucleotides long. RefSeq names its product UDP-glucuronate decarboxylase activity. NCBI's taxonomy places the organism in Eukaryota, Fungi, Ascomycota, Dothideomycetes, Pleosporales, Didymellaceae. The record is from RefSeq and is a predicted model, not a curated record. The transcript is spliced from 2 exons. Bases 1 to 978 code for a protein of 325 amino acids.